AUUCGACUCAACUUACUCAAAACUAAUUUAAUAUUCAUUUGAAUUUCGAGUCAAGCUAAUGUGAGAAAAAUAUCGUGCCUAAUUUUAUUACUGAAAAGUUGUUUAGAAAAAUAAAAUAGAAAUGGCUGGUCAUGUUAGCAUUAUGAGCAGCGUUAGCGAAUCCGCUCAGGAUGAAAAUGAAAUAAAAGAACAAAUACAGACUGUUCCAGAAACACCAGUUCCAACAUAUUCCGACGAAGAACUAGCACAACUGGUAACCUUCGUUCAACGUAUGACAGUAUUAUACGGUCUUGACCACCGAGACUGGACGGAAGUGGCUUUGUCUGUUAUACGUAGCUGGUUUCUUGGAGUGAAUGAAUUGGUCUUGACUAUAUUUUACGACCAAAACAAACUGAUUGCAUGUCUAAGCUUCCCAAUAGUACCAGUACAAGGUUUGACGUACUUUAUGCGAAAACCAAACGAAAUUUUCGAUGUGGAGACCUUUCAUGAUGAAGUUAUAUACGGAACUCUACAUGAAAAUAUUGAUAAAGCUUUUUUAAGAACCCUGACUUUAAUUUAUGCUCCUUAUUUUCGAGACUACACAGACUGGAGUGACAAUGUCCGUUAUAGAUUUUUCAAUGCAUUGGAUAAAGUUCUAGCCAAUGUGACUGGGUUGCAUUAUAAGAUUUCUGGAGCAACUGUAUUGUACGUUCCCACGAUAAAAAACAAAUCCAAUCCAAGUGUUGCGGCCAGAGAUCGUGAGCUCGUCAAAAGCCUCGAAGCUAUUGCUGUUCAUUGGGGAACUCAGAUUAGAACAUGUUUGACAGACAAAGUACUGGUGGCACCGCAUGAACUUGUUUGUCCAAUUGAAGAAUAUGAAUUCUGGGUAUACCGAUAUGAAGUUCUUCAAUGUUUAAGCAUUCAACUACACAGUGAUGAUAUACAAAACGUUGUUCAAAUACUUCGAAUAGCUCAAUCUGUUUACAUUAAACAAAUGGAAGAGUUAAUACAAGAAUGCGAUAGUGAAUUGAUUGAAUCCAAGUCGAAUGUUAAAUAUCUUCAGUUGCUUGUCAAGCCCUCACAGAUGCUGGAGAAUGCAAAAAGUCCAGCAGAAAUUCCCACAAUGCUUCCCCGUUUUAUUCAUCUUAUACGAUUUAUUUGGCUCAAUUCAGAGUAUUACAACAAACCUGAGCUCAUUACGGGACUGUUUCGAAAUUUGAGCAACCAAAUCAUACAAUUCUGCACAUCACAAACAAAUAUCGACAAAAUCCUUGAUGGUCACCCAAGAUUCGGCAUCCAAAUGUGCAAUAUGUCAAUUGAGUGUUGUUUAUCAUAUAAAGCAAUAUUCAAGGAAAUUUUAAAACAAUAUGAAGGAAAUGAUAAAACUCUUGGACGGGGGCUGGAUGAAGCUAUGAUAUUUAAUCAUGUUAAUGCAUUUGAAGAACGUUUGCAUGAUUUAAUUGAUAUUUGCCAAUCAAUGAUAGUAUUUGGGAGAUUGGAUGAGACGGAAGUUAUUCCGAAGCCAUUAUUUGGAGGAACUCGAGGAUCGUAUUUCGAACGAAAGUCAGAAAAUGUGGAAUCUAAUUUUAUGAAAAUAUUGGAAACACUGAGGAAAGAUUCAAAGGAUUUAAUAUUGGAUGUACAUCGAAAUGAAUGGUAUGCCGAGGUGCUAAAAUAUCGCAAGAUGAUUCGUAGUCUUGAAGAAAUCGUACAACGUUUGAUGUCAAGUGUAUUUCAAAGUAUAUGCAAUGUCGAAGAGGGUUUAGAAGUUUUGGUGACUCUGCAUUUUUAUUCAUUUCGGGAUGCUCUACGAAGGACAUAUUUAAAACAGGUCAGUGAAGUGUGGGCAAUGUUUAUUACAGAUAUUGCAGCAACAAAUGAAAAGCUCAAAGAACAAUCUCAAUACCAUGAAUCAUGGGUUCCGAAAUACGCCUCAAAGGCAAUGAUGUACAAAACGAAUUUAGAACGAUUAACAUGGAUAAAAGAUCGUUUAGAAUAUUCCGAAUGGCUACCGGAUGUCAGCUUCUCGAAAGUUGCAUUGACAAAAUUUAUUGCAUGUAACGAGGAUUAUCGCAAGGAAAUGCAAAAAUCAUUCAAAUCAUGGACACAAGUAGCUGAUGUAGAUUUCGUUCCAAAAUUAAAUCGUACACUUUUGAUUCGAAGUAAAGCUAAGAGGGGCCUCUUGGAAUGCAAUAUUGAUCGAUCUCUUCUGCAAAUCUGCGAAGAAGCUCGAUAUUUUGCCCAAAUGGGAUUUCAUAUCCCGCCAAAUAUCAACAAGCAAUACUCCAAGUAUUCCAGCAUGAAAUUCGUCUACAACAGCGUGAUAACAGUUUGCUUGUCUUACAACCGCAUCUUGGCAACCUUAUCACCAGGUGAAAGGAAACUUUUUGCAAUGCUCAUUCAAGGUUGCGAUAAAAAAAUUGCUCCAGGAAUUUUUAAGCUUAGUUGGGGUGGUGAAUUUAGUGAUGAGUACAUAGUGGAUUGUAGCAAACAUACCGAGAAGCUGCAAGGUACUGUUGAUAUCUAUAAAAGAGCCAACUUCAAUAUCAGUAGAGCGUGUGAAAAAAUUUGCAAUCUAACUUUCUUCAAUAUUUUAAAUACUGGACAGUCUUUGGAGAGUUUUGAGAAGAAUCUUGAUGCACAAUGUAAAGCUACAGCUAAAAUACUAUCGAAGCAAUAUUCAUUUAUUCUUGAAUUGAUAUUAGCAGUAUUUAGAGAAUUUCAAAACGUUUACGAUGAGAUGGUUCCUCAAUGGACUUACUAUAUAAACCGUUUAGAUGACAUGCUAGAAGCUGCUUUUCUAAUUUGCGUCAAAAACUCUUUGACGAAUGUGUUUGACGUUCUUCAUGGAAGAACAAAUGUUGGGCCUUCACAAAUAUUAUUAGUGAAUAUUGACAUACAGGACAGAAAGAUUGUUUUUUUACCUGCUACUCGAGACAUUUCACUUGCAUUUCAAACUUUACUUUCUCGGAUAACAAAUGUUUUGAAAGACUUUCCCCGUCUUUGGCAAAAGUUUAAGCUUUCAACUUAUUCCCGAACUUUUGAUGAUAUUGUUAGAAAUAACUCUGACUGCAUUGCACUGGAAAAGAACAUUAUGCAUGAAGUUGAAUACAAUAUAUCUGAGUUGAAUGCUUUUCUUGUCAAUUGGACUAAAUUUCAACCAAUUUGGGAAAUGCAGGAAUUGACGUUUCUCAAAAACUGGGAGGAGCGAGAACAAACUGCUGAAGCAUUUGAUGAAAGCUUAUCUAAUUAUACAAGCUUCGCAAAUGAAGUUUCAAUUCAAGAAACAAUAUCUACAGUACACUUCAUCACUAUUAACUCGAGUAAAUUGAAGAAUUCUAUUCUAGAUUUCAUUGAUUGUUGGCAGGAUUUUAAUGUUAAAUUACUAAAGAAAAAGGCUUACGCUAGAAUCAAAGGUAUUUUUUUAAACUUAAAAACCACAAUUUAUCUUUAUGUAAUUUUGUUUUCAGGUAUUUACAAAUACAUGAACUACAAUAUCGAAAAAGUCUCUAUCAUUCCAAGAACUCUUAAAGAAAUUAAAGAGUCAACAAAAUUUUAUGAGCAACUUGUCAAAGAAAUUGAACCAAAAUCAAAUGAGUUUCCAGCUAUUUUAGAACUUUUUAAAGUUCUUGCCAAUUAUCAGAUUAAGUUUCCAUCCAAUUCACUCGAACUGGUUCAAAAUUUGGAUCAGGAGUGGCAAAACUACAUUAAGAAGCUUUUAGAAGCUGAUGAAAUGCUCGGAAAUACAAAAGAAGAAUUCAAAGCUUCGCUCUUAGCUCAGUCUGAAAAAUUCAAAGUUGCAAUCAAAACUCUUAUGGAAGAAUUUCUUCUCAAAGUUCCAACAUCAUCACAAAUACCUUCUAAAAUAGCUUUGAAAUAUUUGGAUUUAAUCCGACAAAAAGUUGAAGCCUGUUUCAAGUUUGAAAAGAGUUUAAGUGCAGAUUUGAAAAUUUUUGGAAUUGGUUAUUUUGAAAACGUAGAACUGAAAAAGAUCGAAAGUGAAGAGAAAAUCCUACGGCACAUUUGGGAAUUGGUAAACGAGUGGACUAUUUCUUGGAAUGAAUGGAAAGAUGGAAAUUUUUGGAAAAUAAACUUGGAUGUGAUUGAGGAUACUGCAAUAUCUCUGUACACUCAAUUUAACCAACUUUGUAAAUCGUACAAUGAUAGAAAUUGGGAAUUUUUGGAAACUAUACGGAAGAAUGUCGGAGAAUUUCGAAAAACCUUACCUCUGAUAGCUGCUUUAAGAAAUCCAUCCAUGCGACCACGUCAUUGGGAUAAAUUGCGAGCAGUUGUUGAAAUGGAAUUCGAUCAAUAUGCCAAGGACUUUACCCUGGACAAAAUAAUUGCAAUGAAUUUCCAAGCAUUUUCUGAAGAAAUUCAAGACAUUUCAAAUGCGGCAACAAUGGAGCUUCAAAUUGAAAACGCAAUAAAAAAUAUUGCAACAAUUUGGGCAAUUCAGAAGUUUGAAGUUGCUCACUAUAGAGACGGAAUUUAUAGAAUUAAAAAUGUCGAAGACUGUGUUCAACUUUUGGAAGAGCAUCUUAUACAAAUUUCCAGUAUGAAAUCUACCAAGUUUGUCGAGCCUUUCAUAAAAACUGUUGAUUAUUGGGAAAAAACUUUGGCUAAUGUGUCGGAAACUCUCGAAAAAGCUCUGACUGUUCAACGCCAGUGGUUGUACUUGGAAAACAUAUUUGCUGGUGAAGACAUCAGUAAACAAUUACCACUUGAAAAUAAACGGUUCCGAGAGCUAACAAUCGAAUGGGGAUCAAUAACUGAGAAAAUGUUUCAUGCCAAGUCUGCAGUCAAGGCCAUUCAUCACCGGAUACAUGGAUUUUUGCUUCAGCGAUGUACAAACAUUGAAGAUGAACUGGAAAAAAUCCAAAGGGCUCUUGAAAUAUAUUUGGAAAGUAAAAGACAACUCUUCCCCAGAUUUUAUUUCAUAUCAAACGAUGAUUUGUUGGAGAUUUUAGGAAAUGCCAAGAAGCCUGACUUGAUUCAAACUCAUUUAAAAAAGCUUUUCGACAAUCUAUACAAAUUGGAAUUAAAGAAAAUUCUAGGGAAGCAAAUUCGUUGGCAAUCGUUAGGAAUGUAUGCAAACGACGGAGAAUAUGUCGAAUUUCCAAAUAUUAUUUACAUUGAAGGCCCUGCUGAAAAAUGGUUGGCGACUAUAGAAACUCAAAUGCUAGCUGUAUUGAAGAACAAAUUGAAGCUUACUAGAGCCUCUCUAAAGCAAUUAAUGACAAAUCGUGAGAAAUGGCUGAAAUCUUGGCCUGGUCAGCUGUGUUUGACAACAGCUCUAAUGCAGUGGACUGCUGAGUGUACAAGGAGCUUAGUUCACUGUAAAAUUGUAAACAGCAAGAAACCGCUUCGUAAGUUGAAACGCAAGCAGAACAAGGUUCUCGGAAUUCUUUCGGAUCUCAGCAGAAAGGAAUUACCAACAUUACUGCGAAUCAAAGUCAAUACUCUGAUAACCAUCGAAAUUCAUGGACGGGAUGUAAUUGAACGAAUGUACAAAAUGAACUGCAGGGAUGUAAGCCAUUUUGAAUGGUUUUCUCAGUUACGAUUUUACUGGGACAGAGAUUUAUCAACUUGCAAUAUCAAGCAGACCAAUACCCAGUACACUUACGGGUAUGAAUACACGGGUAAUUCUGGUCGAUUGGUGAUUACUCCGUUGACUGAUCGAUGUUAUAUUACCCUCACAACUGCCCUUCACCUUCAUCGAGGAGGAAGCCCUAAGGGACCGGCAGGAACCGGCAAGACCGAAACCGUUAAAGAUCUUGGCAAGGCUCUCGGAUUGUGGGUGGUUGUUACAAAUUGUUCUGAGGGUCUAGACUACAAGAGUAUUGGAAAGAAUUUUUCGGGUCUUGCUCAGACGGGAGCCUGGGGCUGCUUUGACGAGUUCAAUCGAAUAAAUAUUGAAGUUUUAUCUGUGGUAGCUCAGCAAAUUCUGUCAAUCAUGACUGCUCUUUCAGCGAAACAGAAAAUGUUCAAUUUUGAAGGUCAGAUGAUCAGACUCAGACCAACCGUAGGUUUGUUCAUAACCAUGAACCCAGGCUAUGCUGGUCGAACAGAACUUCCAGAUAAUUUAAAGUCUAUGUUUAGGCCUAUCGCAAUGAUGGUGCCUGAUAAUAUUAUAAUUGCCGAAAACUUGCUCUUUUCGGAUGGUUUUCAAAAUGCAAGAAUUCUUGCUCGGAAAGUUUUUACACUUUACGAGCUGGCCAAGCAACAAUUGUCAAAGCAGUGUCAUUAUGAUUUUGGUCUACGUUCGAUGGUUGCACUUUUAAGGUACGCUGGGAAGAAACGGCGACAACUUCCCGGAACUUAUGAAGACGAAAUUGUCUAUUUGUCAAUGCGAGAUAUGAAUGUUGCAAGAUUAACUGCCGAAGAUUUGCCUCUCUUCAAUGGGAUUAUGGAAGAUAUCUUUCCCGGACUUUUUAUUCCUACUGUCGACUAUACUGACUUCAUAGAAGCCAUUUCGGCAGAAUUUAAAUCUAAUGGCCUACAAUUGAUACCAAAUGCCAUUAAAAAAGUUAUAGAGGUUCAUGAAACCAAAAGCUCAAGACAUUCCACAAUGAUUAUUGGAGACACUUGUACAGCAAAAAGUGUUACCUGGAAAGCCCUCCAGGGGGCCUGCAAUAGAUUGAACAACUUGAAAAAAGAGGGAUGGGAAAGUGUUACGGUCUACCCAAUGAAUCCAAAAGCAUUGAAUCUGGCAGAACUUUAUGGAGAAUAUAACCUUGCAACAGGAGAAUGGUUAGAUGGUGUUUUAAGUUUGAUCAUGCGAACAGUUUGCGCUGAAGAAACGCCUUCACAAAAAUGGAUUCUAUUUGACGGUCCAGUCGAUGCAGUUUGGAUUGAAAAUAUGAAUUCUGUCAUGGAUGACAAUAAAGUUCUGACUCUGGUAAAUAGUGAACGUAUAACUAUGCCACCUCAGGUUUCUCUUCUGUUUGAGGCCUCAGAUUUGGCUGUAGCGUCGCCAGCUACGGUAUCACGUUGCGGAAUCGUGUACAAUGAUUACAAUGACUGGGGAUGGCGUCCAUAUGUGCAAUCAUGGCUAGAUCGACAACCUUUAAAAGAGUUCGUUAAUAUCUUGAGAGGGCUUUUCGAUGACUAUAUUGAUAAAAUAUUGGACUUUAAGAAAACUCGGUGUCGCGAAACUAUAGUUACCAAUGAGUUGAACAUGGUAAUGUCUAUGUGCAAGCUUCUGGAAUGUUUUGCUACAAAAGCAAACGGAAUAACAGCAGGCAACUCAGAAGAUCUUGAAAUUAUGACCAAGUUAUGGUUUUUGUUUUGUAUGAUUUGGUCGAUAUGUGCCACCGUUGACGAGGAAGGCCGUUUAAAAAUUGACGCCAUGAUACGUGAAAGAGAAAGUUGUUUUCCAAUAAAGGAUACAGUCUACGAUUAUUAUGUUGAGGUUCACUAUAAAACAUUUGUACUUUGGGAAAGUAAACUGAGUGAUACUUGGAAAUAUGACCAAAAUGUUCCAUUUUACAAAAUCAUUGUACCUACGGUUGAUACUAUACGGUAUGAAUACUUGGUUUCUAAGCUUUUGAUAUCCGAAAGUCCGGUAAUGCUUGUAGGUAAAGUUGGAACGGGAAAGACUUCCACUGCAAUCAGUGUGACGAAUUCAUCUAAUCGAGACACUUAUUCAAUUCUUUCGAUCAAUAUAUCAGCUUUGACAUCACCAGCGGGCCUUCAAGAGUCAAUUGAAAGUCGAACUGAAAAACGUACAAAAGUCUUAUAUGUGCCUAUAGGAGGAAAAAAGAUGAUACUCUUCAUGGAUGACUUUAAUAUGCCAGCAAAGGAUACAUAUGGAUCACAACCACCCCUAGAACUCAUACGACAAUGGAUUGACUACAAGUUUUGGUUCGAUCGAAAAACCCAACAAAGAAUUUAUGUCCAAAAUACAACCUUGAUUGCGGCCAUGGGUCCUCCAGGAGGAGGUCGACAAGAAAUAUCUCCCAGAACUUUAAGUCGAUUUUUCAUAAUCAACAUGACUUUUCCUACCGAGGCAAUAACUGCUCAUAUUUUCGGAACUCUCCUAAGGCAAAAGUUAAGCGAUCACGAAUCUGAUGUCCAGAAUUUGUGGAAUCCAAUUACUCUGGCAACAAUUGAUUUGUUUAAUGCGGUGUGCAAAAAACUUUUACCAACUCCAACCAAAACCCAUUACUUGUUUAAUUUGCGUGACAUCUCGAAGAUCUUCCAGGGUCUAUUACGUAGUGAUGCAAAGUCUACAAUAAAGAUGGCAACCAUUCAGCGCCUUUGGAUUCAUGAGUGCUUUAGAGUAUUCAGUGAUCGAUUGGUAGAUGAAUCGGAUCAGUCAUGGUUUGUGUCUGAGAUAAAUGACACUAUUGGCAGGCACAUGGAUUCAACUUUCCACAGUUUGUGUCCAAAUAAAAUAGUUCCAAUAUUUGGUGACUUUUUGAGUCCACAGGGCUUUUAUGAGGACAUUGUAAACUUUGAAAGCCUGCGCAGCUACAUGAUCAGUCAGUUGGAAGAAUACAAUUUAGUUCCUGGAUCAGUGAGAGUGAAUAUAGUUUUCUUUCGAGAGGCUAUAGAACAUGUGGUUAGAAUAGUUCGGGUUAUCUCACAGCAAAAAGGGCAUAUGUUGCAUAUUGGCAUUGGAGGUUCGGGUCGACAAGUUUUAGCAAGAAUGGCAACCUUUAUUUGUGAAUAUGAUGUUUUUAAAGUUGAAGUAACUAGAAAAUAUCGAACUCCAGAAUUUCGAGAAGAUCUAAAGUCUUUGUACAAAAUCACUGGCAUCAAAAAUAGGCCAUGUGUGUUUCUAUUUAGCGGUGAUCAGGUUAUGGAAAGUGCGUUUUUAGAAACAAUCAAUAAUAUGCUUAGUACUUGUGAAGCAAAUUUAUUUAAAACCGAUGAGUUUGAGGAGCUCAAGCCUGGUCUUGAACGACAAGCUAAGAAGAUGGGAGUUCAAGCUACAACAGAAGCUUAUUAUAACCUAUUUAUGCAAAACGUUUGUAAUAACCUUCACAUAAUCAUAUGCUUGAGUCCAAUCGGUGAAGAUUUUAGACUUUUCUUGAGACAAUACCCAGGCUUGAUAAAUGCAACAACUUCGAAUUGGUUUAGAAUGUGGCCACAAGAAGCACUCUUAGAAGUUGCUCAGAAGUCUUUGCUUGGUGUACAACUUAACGUCCCUAUUCCGGGACAGAAUCUUUCAUCGAGCAAGGAUAGCCUUGUGCACAUCACUGAAGAGAUUUUACAAGAAAAUGCUGCUCGUGUCUUCUCAUUCAUUCACUCAAGUGUUGUCGACUUUUCUAACCUUAUGCUUAUUGAAAUGCAGCGUCACAAUUAUGUGACUUCCAUUAACUUUCUUGAACUUGUCUCGGGAUUUAAAGAUCUGUUACAAUCAAAACGAAUCGAAGUGUCUUCGAAUUCUAAUAAACUUCGCAAUGGGCUCUCGAAAAUUGAAGAAACUCAGGAAAAAGUUGCUAUUAUGUCGGAAGAUCUAAAAGUCAGUCAGGAACAAGUGAAAGAACUCACGAGCCAAUGUGAAGUGUUCAUAGCUGAGAUAGGAGUUCAAAGUCAAGAAGCCGAAGAACAAAAAGAAAAAGUCGACGAAGAAAGUAAAAUUAUUUCCCAAGAAGAAGUAGUUUGCAUUGAAUUAGCUGAAAUUGCCCAACAAGAUCUUGAUUUUGUAAUGCCAAUGAUAGAUAAUGCUGUUAAGGCUCUAGAUGCCCUUAACAAAAAAGAUUUGUCUGAAGUCAAAUCCUAUGGAAAACCUCCACCGAAAAUUGAAAAGGUCAUGGAAGCUGUUAUGAUACUUUUGGGUAAGGAACCCACCUGGGAGAUGGCCAAAAAAAUGCUGGGCGAGCAGAGUUUUCUCAAUGAUUUGCGAACUUUUGAUCGAGAUCAUGUUUCAGAUAAAACUUUAAAACGGAUAGGGCUGUAUACACAAAACCCUGAACUAGAGCCGGAAAAGGUUGCAACCGUUUCUUCGGCUUGUAAAUCGUUAAUGCUGUGGAUCAUUGCAAUUGAAAACUAUGCCAAAGUGUAUAGAAUAAUGGCACCGAAAAAGGAAAAACUCGACAAGACUAUGCAGUCGUUAGCUGAAAAGCAAGCAUUGUUAGCAUCAGCACGACGAAAGUUGGAAGAAUUGAACUCAAAACUAGAGAGGCUGAGAGAUGAUUUUAAAGAAAAAUCUGAGCUUUUGGAAAACCUCAAAAAUAAAUCUGAGAAACUAAGAAAACAACUUGACCGAGCAAUUAUAUUGGUUGAGUCUUUGUCAGGGGAACGUCAACGCUGGAUGGAUACUGUCGUUUUACUCGAUAUUGAUUUUGAAAAACUUCCCGGUGAUUGCAUUUUAGCCACAGCAUUUCUAUCAUAUCUUGGUCCUUUUGAUUCCAAGUACAGAGACGGCCUCCUUGAAAAAUGGCAAAAGCAAAUUCAAGAGAAAAAUAUUCCACACACUGAAGAUUUCAAAAUCAUUCGAUUUCUUAGUGAUCCUGUUACAAUCCGAGAAUGGAACAUCCAAGGAUUGCCUCUAGAUGAUUUUAGUACUGAAAAUGGUAUUAUUGCCACUCAGGGACGGCGAUGGCCACUGAUAAUUGACCCACAAAAUCAGGCCAAUGGUUGGAUUCGUAAUCUCGAAAGUCGCGAUCUUAAAACAAUUGAUUUCAAUCAACCGGAUUAUCCUCGUGUUUUGGAAAGAGCUAUGCAAUUUGGCUUUCCAGUGCUUUUACAAAAUGUCACUGAAACAUUGGAUCCAAUAAUCAAUCCAAUAUUGAGUUCAACAUUUACGAUUCAAGGUGGACAGAAAUUUAUCAAAUUUAAUGAUAAAUUUAUAUAUUGCAAAGAAUCUUUCAAGCUCUAUAUUACGACAAAAAUUACCAAUCCACAUUACCCACCAGAGACAUCAUCAAAAACUGCGAUUAUAAAUUUUGCUGUUAAACAAAGUGCCCUAGAAGCCCAGCUACUUGGCAUAAUAGUUCGAAAGGAGAAACCAGCUUUAGAACAGCAAAAAGAUGAAAUGGUUAUGACCAUUGCCAGAAAUAAGCGAAUACUAAUAGACCUUGACAAUCAAAUUCUGCGACUUCUAAAUGAAAGUAGAGGUUCACUGCUAGAAGAUGAUGAACUUUUCAAUACACUUCAAAAAUCUCGACACACUUCUGCACUCGUUAAAGAGUCUCUGAGCACAGCAGAGGUUACAGAAAUAGAAAUAGAUAUCGCCCGUCAAGCGUACCAGCCUGCUGCUGAGAGGGCUUCAAUUCUUUUCUUUGUUUUAACUGACUUGGCGAAAAUCGAUCCAAUGUAUCAGUUUUCAUUAGCUGCUUAUAUUUUGCUAUUUAUUAAGUCUAUCGAAAGAAGCCCAAAACAACAAGUUGUUAAAGAACGAAUUUCUCACAUUAACGAAUACCAUACGUAUGCAGUUUUUAGAAAUACCUGCCGAGGGUUAUUUGAAAAACACAAACUUCUAUUUUCGAUUGCAAUGUGUGCAAAAAUGUUGGAAGCAGCUGGAAAACUAGUCGAAACGGAAUACAAUUUUAUAUUGAAUGGGGGUAUAAUUGUGAAUAGACUUGAUCAGGUUCCAAAUCCAAGUCCAAAUUGGAUUACUGAAGAGAUGUGGGAUAAUGUGACAGAACUUGACAAAACAGCUGGUUUUCAUGGAAUUAUCAAUUCAUUCGAACAAUUUCCUAAACUUUGGCAUGAAUGGUAUAGUUGUACUAUUCCUGAAUCAGAAGCUUUAGUAGGAGAAUGGAAUGACAAGCUUAAUGACUUUCAAAAAAUUUGCGUAGUUCGGUGUUUGCGCUCAGAUAGAAUCAUAUUUUGUCUAUCACAAUUCACGGCUACAAUUCUCGGAUCGAAGUUUGUUGAGGCUCCUAUUUUAGACUUGAAAUCUGCUUUCGAAGAAUCAUCGGCUGAUACUCCCUUAAUUUUCCUCCUUUCGCCUGGAGUAGACCCAACGGGAGGUCUUAUUAGUCUUGCAGAACAGGUCAACAUGUCAUCGAAGCUUUUCUCGCUCAGUUUAGGACAAGGUCAAGCUCCACUUGCAACUAAAUUGAUUAUGGAAGGAGCUAAGGACGGAAAUUGGGUGUUCUUGGCCAAUUGUCAUCUGUCACUAAGUUGGCUUCCUAGUCUAGAUAAAAUCAUCCAAAUGAUACAAGCUACAAAAGUCAAUAAGAAGUUUCGGUUAUGGCUGAGUUCGGAUCCACAUAAAGAUUUUCCGGUGUCAAUUCUACAAACUGGUAUCAAGAUGACCACAGAGCCUCCACGAGGAAUAAAAGCUAAUAUGAAACGACUUUAUAACAAUAUUUCCGAAGAAAAUUUCAACGAAUGCACUGAUCCAAUAACCUACAAAAAGCUUAUAUUUGCUCUCUGCUUCUUUCACUCGGUUUUGAUUGAGCGUAGGAAGUUCCAACAACUUGGUUGGAAUGUAAUUUAUAGUUUUAACGAUUCAGACUUUGAAGUUUCUGAAAUUCUGCUAUUUCUCUACAUCAAUGAGUACGAAGAAACUCAAUGGGAAGCCUUGAAAUACCUCAUAGCUGGUGUUAAUUAUGGAGGACACGUUACUGAUGAAUGGGAUCGCCGUUUACUUAUGACUUACAUAAAUAAUUUCUUUACUAGCGAUGCAAUAACUAUUCCAAGUUAUCGACUUUCAUCCUUGCGAACAUAUCUGAUUCCACCAGAUGGAGAUUUACAAUAUUAUAAGGAUCAUAUUGAACUUUUACCCAACACAGAUAGACCUGAAGCAUUUGGACAGCAUCCAAAUGCAGACAUUGCAUCAUUAAUUGGAGAAACAAAAGACCUUCUUGAUGCUUUGCUUUCCAUUCAAGGGCAAACAUAUAAAGCUUCUGCGGAAAGCAUGGAUUCAAAGGUCUUACGAUUAGCCCAAGAUAUUGAAUCGAAUAUUCCUGAUGAAAUGAAUAACAUUCAGACUGUAAAGAUUUUGGGACUUAAUCGUUCACCUUUGGAAGUAGUUUUGUUGCAAGAAAUGUCUCGAUACAAUGUACUUCUGGCCAAUAUUAAAGUUUGUUUAAGGGACCUACAGAAUGGUAUUAAAGGUUUGGUGUUGAUGGAUAGUGAUCUUGAAGAUGUUUUACAUGCUGUUUUUGAGGGACGAGUUCCAAAUAAUUGGCUUAAAACUUAUCAAUCUCAAAAGCCAUUAGCAUCAUGGACUCGUGAUUUAGUUCAUCGUGUGGACUAUUUCAAUCGAUGGGCAACAACUUUAAAGGCUCCAUCACUUUUCUGGCUAUCAGCGUAUACUUUUCCCACAGGAUAUCUUACUGCGGUUCUUCAGACUUCAGCUAGAGCUUCGAAGACCCCUAUUGAUGAACUUUCCUGGGAAUUUUCAGUUUUUGUAGAAGAUGAAGCUGCUGUUUCCAGAAUGGUUCCAAGUGAGGGCGUUUGUAUUCGUGGACUAUUUCUAGAAGGUGCAGGAUGGAAUAGAAAAGCCCGUUGUCUACAGGAUCCACAGCCUAUGGAACUUGUGUGUCCAAUGCCAGUAAUACAUUUCAAACCAGUGGAGAAUACGAAGAAAAGAAGUCGGGGAAUUUAUCAUUGUCCAACUUACUACUUUGCUCAACGUGCAGGUUCUUUUGUAACGGUGGUUGACUUAAAGUCCGGUUCAGAAACUUCUGACUAUUGGAUUAAACGAGCCACUUCACUUCUGUUGAGUUUAAGUUCAUAAAACUUGAAUAACUGCGUACACCAUUGUUUGAAAAUGGUUUAAAGGUUUUUAAUAUGAUUUGUUUUUGUGUUUAGUUAAAAAUAUAACCUAUUUAUAUUAAAAAUAACGACUGUUUGUUUAUUUUAA
Molecule: messenger RNA, 13750 nt
Organism: Episyrphus balteatus (marmalade hoverfly)
Lineage: Eukaryota; Metazoa; Arthropoda; Insecta; Diptera; Syrphidae
Gene: kl-2
Product: dynein axonemal heavy chain 2
Exons: 15
Coding region: 122-13624 (4500 amino acids)
Biological process (GO): microtubule-based movement
Cellular component (GO): dynein complex
Molecular function (GO): ATP binding; ATP hydrolysis activity; dynein light intermediate chain binding
Source: RefSeq, a predicted model, not a curated record